GCCAUGGUCCGCGAGCGGCGCGAGGAGCUCCUGGCCCGCGCGGAGGCGCUCCAGGCCGGCCCGUGCGCGGUGGCGGCGGCCGCGCGGUGCGGCGCCGACGGCGGAGCGGCCGAGGCGGCCAGGGCCAGGGAGCCGACUCCCCUGGACGCGGAGCUCCGCAACAGCCUAAUGGGGACCGUCCUCGGGGACAAGCCGGGCGUCCGGUGGGACGACAUCGCGGGCCUGCAGGCCGCAAAGGAGGCCCUGCAGGAGACGGUGAUCUUGCCGGCCCGCUUCCCGCAGCUCUUCCAAGGCAAGCGCGAGCCCUGGCACGGCAUCCUGCUGUACGGCCCCCCCGGCACGGGCAAGUCGCACCUGGCGAAGGCCUGCGCCACCGAGGCCGAUGCGACGUUCCUCAGCGUCUCCUCGUCCGACCUCGUCUCCAAGUGGAUGGGCGAGAGCGAGAAGCUCGUGCGGGGCAUGUUCGAGCUCGCGCGCGAACGGCGGCCCGCCGUGAUCUUCGUGGACGAGGUGGACUCGCUCUGCGGGGCCCGCGGGGAGUCGGGGGAGUCGGACGCGUCGCGGCGCAUCAAGACGGAGUUCCUGGCGCAGAUGGACGGCGUGGGGAAGAGCAAGACGCAGGUCCUGGUGCUCGGCGCCACGAACACGCCGUGGGACCUCGACUCCGCCAUCCGGCGGCGGUUCGAGAAGCGAGUCUACAUCCCCGGGGAGCAG
Prorocentrum cordatum is the source of this 714-nucleotide messenger RNA. The record is from the annotation of a GenBank genome assembly. NCBI's taxonomy places the organism in Eukaryota, Dinophyceae, Prorocentrales, Prorocentraceae.